Porites lobata is the source of this 1566-nucleotide messenger RNA. NCBI's taxonomy places the organism in Eukaryota, Metazoa, Cnidaria, Anthozoa, Scleractinia, Poritidae. The record is from the annotation of a GenBank genome assembly.
AUGAAAUACUCGUCAACAGAAAUCACUACUGAAGUGAAUUUUGCCGAAGUUGAGCUUCGCAGUAAAGAAAUGGAAAAACUUCGAACCUUUUCAAGAUCUCUUGAAAAUCUCAACUCGGAGACUUUAUAUAGCAAAUGGAAACGCUCGCGAGGCGAUGGAAGCAAGUCUGCGCGACGCCCACGAAGUAUAUCGCUCACGACAGCACCAAAAAUCACUUACGCGAACAGUGAAAACAAGCCACAGAGCAGAAGCCCGGCCCGGAAAAACAGCUUUCACGUUCUGCAAGAGAAUGUUUUCAGACCACGCUUUUGGACCAUUGGAGCGAGCCCUAUGGAAGUUAUCAAGGAGCAUAAUGCAAUGCAUUCCCUUGAUCUCAACAAUAACACCAAAGAGUCAGGUGCUCAGUGGGAAGCAAGAAGAAGAAAGCUAGGGCAACAGUUUCGAGUAACUCUUGGACUCACAGAUAAACAACACCAUCAACCGCCUGCUGUUAAAAACCUCAUGGAGAGAACAAAUGGAACCGUGGGAGAAAGGAAUCCUAGCAGAGGAAAAGACGACACAAUUCGGUCGAAAACUUUGCAUACUCCUCAAAGGAUACGAAGAGUUUCCGAAGACUCCCGAGAGAACGAAAGCUCUCCGAUAGUGGCACAAUUUGUGAGCGAGGAAGAUAAGUCACGCCAAAUAACCAAGUCGAAUGUUAGCAUAGUUGCAAGUAACCCGUUUAUAGAGUUACUGCGAGUCGAGAUUCCACCGCAAUCCAGGAGCACGCCUGCCUCGCCAAAUUUUCUAAUGCGCAAGCCCAAUGAUGCGUGGGACUCAGUUGAGAACAAAACAAAUCCUUCAGGGGGGCAAAACAGUACAGUUGUCAAGGAUGCAUCAGAAAUAAGAGCUAACAAAGACAAGUUAAAUUCAUCACCGAAUACUUUUUCACUUGGAUGCGCUUACGCCGUAGUCAGUCAACCGUCGCCACGGACUAAAGAUAACCGUGACAGUGUUGCGCCAGCGGCGAAAAUGAGCAAUGGAAUAACGAAAGAGCAACGAGAAGAACUUGAAGAAGAGUUUAAAAAGUUAAAGAAAGUUUCCCUUGAAUUGGACAAAGCUGAAAUUGAGGAACAAAGAUUGAACAAGCUUAAUACUUUACCAGAAGGUAUCUCCCAGGACGGUUUGGACUCUCAGCCGUUCCGGCGCUUCUCUGAACUGAAUAACUCUUUUACCUCAAGGCGGAACUCAGAUCGACCAACAGCUAGAGCUCUUUUGGAAAUUAUCGCGAACUCCUCAAGUAAAACAGAGAAAGAAAGAAUUCAACAAAUCGAGGAGGCUUUCGAGUGGAUCAGGAAAGAGCUCGCCGAGCUGCGAGCACAAGAUAAAGACAUCAUGCGGACAUUUGCGAAGAUUCAGGCAGGAAUACGGAAAAUCAAACUUCAACGAGCCCUAAGUAGUGACAUGGACGAACCUUACGAGUUUGACAUUGUAGACCAUUCAAUCGACUUGAGUGCUAGCUUUUCUUACGUUCCUGUAGUUAAAGACUUUAAUAAUACUUUUCCAAGACGGGCUAGCCUGAUCUAA